Molecule: messenger RNA, 917 nt
Organism: Physella acuta
Lineage: Eukaryota; Metazoa; Mollusca; Gastropoda; Physidae
Source: RefSeq, a predicted model, not a curated record
CAUCCCCAAAGCAGACUUCAAACCAGUUCAAGAGAGACCUGGUCAACGGUGUUGUAAGAGUAAAGUUGUCAGAGAUGGGAAAUACAGGUGGGAAGAAAAAAGAAAAUCAGUUGGCAGAGAAAGGUCUAACACAUAGACAAGAUGAGACAACACAGUUGGAAGAAAGACAAGAUGAGACAACAAAGUUGGAAGAAAGACAAGGUGAGACAACACAGUUGGAAGAAAAAAAAACUGAAGCUGGUUUUAUACCAGGACAUCAUGAAGCCGAGAUCUGCUAUGGAGGUGAAGCUGACUUACACAAGCACUAUACCGGCUGUAAGAAGAAUCCAGGGCAUGUCAACUUUAUACCUGUUAAUGAUUUUAACUUGGAUCAUCUCCCCUCACGUUACCGUGACGUCUUCAUGUUGGAGCUAAUCAAAGCUUUGUCUGCCCUAACGUUCCUGAUAAAGGUCAAGUACACCAGUCUAGAGAGACCAAAGUCCGUUCCAUGCUUCAGUGGUCAGUAUCCAUUUUAUAACACCAGAGGAAGUGACGUGUUGAGGACAGGGACGGGGAGGGUGUGUGGUGUGGUCAAGUACACAGAGAGUUACAACAAGGGCACUUGUCCAUGUGGCAAGUGUCAACACUCGGACACACCCAGCAAAGUGUGGGGGGAAGUUCGUGUGAGGACAGCCACACACGUGGUGUUUGAUGUCAGUGAGGUGAGACAGACCAGGUGUGUUGUAGGUUUUGAUGACAAUAAAAGUCCUGGGGUCAGUCUCGAUGGCUGGAGGGUGGUGGUGGCAGACAUUGAGGGAGAUGGGUCUGGGCUGCUGUCUCCAGAUUACAAGUCUCCCCUAGCUGGGCUGCUGUCUCCAGAUUACAAUUCUCGUCUUGCUGGGGUUCUAUACGUGUGCUGUGCUGGCCAAACCACAUGA